Molecule: messenger RNA, 892 nt
Organism: Prosopis cineraria
Lineage: Eukaryota; Viridiplantae; Streptophyta; Magnoliopsida; Fabales; Fabaceae
Product: probable pterin-4-alpha-carbinolamine dehydratase, chloroplastic
Exons: 3
Coding region: 4-795 (263 amino acids)
Biological process (GO): tetrahydrobiopterin biosynthetic process
Cellular component (GO): plastid
Molecular function (GO): 4-alpha-hydroxytetrahydrobiopterin dehydratase activity
Source: RefSeq, a predicted model, not a curated record
UUGAUGUUCUUGUCCAAACCCGGCCAUUCCAUCCUCACCACCAAUCCUAAUCCAGUCCUCUCUGCCACCAGAUUUCGAAGCCUUCUUUCUCUCUUCCAUUUUCACACACUUCAGCUCUCCACUUCCCUUCCAUCGAUCUUUCUUUGUUUCAUCCACAAAGUAAAUCAAAUGACCACUUCCUCUUCUUCGCUUGUGGCUCUGCAUCUCACAUCCGCUCCUCGUCUUCUUUCCGCCUUUUCUCCCUCAAUUCGUUCCCGAAGGCCUCCCUCUGCGUUUCGUCUCAGAACUCGUGCUAUGGGCGCCGAUUUUCUCGGCGAUUUUGGCGCCAGAGACCCCUUCCCUGCUGAAUUGGAAAGCAAUUUUGGAGAGAAGGUAGUGGGUUACUCUGACACCGAGCACAAAAUCCUUAUCCCCAAUCUCUCUGCUCUUUCCCUUGCACAGCAACAGUGCUCUCCUGUUUCGCCCCUGCAGUCUCCCAUGUCUGAAGAUGAUGCCAAAAAACUGUUGAAGAAGAUUGUUGGUUGGAGACUACUGCAUGAAGAAGGUGCACUUAAACUUCAAUGCUUGUGGAAAGUGAGAGAUUUUAACCGGGUUGAGCUCAUCAACAGGAUCCUUAAGGUUACAGAGGCUUCAGGCCAUUUCCCAAAUCUCCAUUUCGAACAACCAAAUCAAGUGAGGGCAGAAUUAUGGACAGCUUCCAUUGGAGGAUUGAGUAUGAAUGACUUCAUAGUCGCGGCGAAGAUAGAUGAGAUCAAGACAUCAGAUCUGGCCCCAAAGAAAAGGGUUUGGGCUUAAUGGAUCUUGACCCCAUUAGCCACUGUACAAGUAGAACGUCCUUUUCACAAAAUCACCCAUUGUCUGGAAUCAUAAAGAAAUAUAGAGAACUUGCUGA